AUGAGGAUUCUAGUGCGGCGUUGCUGGAGCACACGGUUGGUCCCUAGCGCCACUGGCCUGAGGUUGACUCCACUAUGGCGAUCGCUGGCCGGUCUCGGCGAGGAGGGCCUAGGAGCUCGAACCCGCAAGAAGCCCCCGUGGCGGGUGCUCUUCUUCGGCACAGAUCAUUUUGCCCGCGAGACGCUGCGGGCGCUGCACGCCGCCAGGGAAAACAAAGAACACCCGGUAAUAGAAAAACUGGAGGUAGUCACAGUGCCCUCCCCGUCACCCAGAGGACUACCAGUGAAGCAUUACGCCGUGCAGUCUCAGCUUCCAGUGUAUGAGUGGCCGGAUGUGGGGUCUGGAGAAUACGAUGUUGGAGUUGUAGCAUCCUUUGGCCGGCUUUUGAGUGAGGCCCUUAUUCUUAAAUUUCCCUAUGGCGUAUUGAAUGUCCAUCCCAGUUGCCUCCCAAGGUGGCGUGGUCCAGCCCCUAUCAUCCACACAGUCCUCCACGGAGACACAGUGACUGGAGUUACCAUUAUGCAAAUUAGACCUAAAAGGUUUGAUAUAGGCCCAAUUCUCAAACAGGAAACUGUCCCUGUUCCGCCAAAAAGCACCGCAAAGGACUUGGAAGCAGUAUUGUCAAGACUGGGUGCUAGCAUGCUUAUUUCUGUUUUGGAAAAUUUGCCUGAAAGUUUGAACAGUGGAAGGCCACAGCCGACUGAGGGGGUGACAUAUGCCCCUAAGAUUUCUGCUCGUUCUAGCUGUGUAAAAUGGGAGGAACAGACGUCAGAGCAAAUCUUCAGACUUUAUCGUGCCAUUGGAAAGAUAAUUCCACUGCAGACACUCUGGAUGGAUCAUCCCGUUAAACUUCUGGAUCUGGUCGAAGUUAGCAGUUCCAUCCUUGCUGAUCCAAAGUUAGCAAGACAGACUGUCAUCCCAGGAACACUAGUAUACCACAAACAGUCACAAAUACUGCUGGUUUGUUGCAAGGAUGGCUGGAUUGGCGUUCAAUCACUGAUGCUCAAAAAAACACUAACAGCUACUGACUUCUACAAUGGAUAUUUGCAUCCCUGGUACCAAAAAAAUUCUCAGGCUCAACCAAAUCAAUGCCAGUUUCAAACUCUAAGACCGCCAACAAAAAAUCAUCAGGAAAAAGUUGUUGCUAUGCAACAGUGCACUAACUAG
This is a messenger RNA of Elephantulus edwardii (Cape elephant shrew), 1167 nucleotides long. RefSeq names its product mitochondrial methionyl-tRNA formyltransferase (gene MTFMT). Gene Ontology annotation, molecular function: methionyl-tRNA formyltransferase activity. Gene Ontology annotation, biological process: conversion of methionyl-tRNA to N-formyl-methionyl-tRNA; biosynthetic process. Gene Ontology annotation, cellular component: mitochondrion. The record is from RefSeq and is a predicted model, not a curated record. Lineage: Eukaryota; Metazoa; Chordata; Mammalia; Macroscelidea; Macroscelididae.